UUCGUUUUGGAGUUUAGAACGUUUGGUGAAGUCUUUGUAAAAACGGACCCUCCAACCCUGCAAUAUUGAUUUGUUGACAUUUUAUUACAAACAAACGCCUAGUAGCUCGUGAAAAUGGAAAUGGACGAAAAGUGUCGAUUGUGUUUGAUUCAACUAGCGGAGCACAAAACAAAGGCCUCGAUCGAAGAGGAUCAAUUUAGUAUAAAACUUAAAACACUCUUCAGUUUUCCGAUCACAUCAAUCGAAACAUUUCCCUCGUCCGUGUGCGUACAGUGCGAGGAAAAAGUGAUUGAUUUUCAUUCCUACCAUGAGCUGGUUAAGAACAACCAGGAUCAGCUGUGGGCCACACAGCAACACAAAUGUUUCGUGGAAAUCAAGGAAGAACCAUCCCAGAGCAUAGAUUAUGAUGUAUUCGAGUUGCCGUUUGAGGAUGCAGAACCUAAUAAGGAAACACAGUCAAAAGAUACCUAUAAAACGGAAAAGCCUACCAACAGCGAGGAUGAUAACAGUCUCGAUAGCGAGCUGGACGAGGAGAAGUACGAGGAUGAUACGAGGAAGUAUGAGGAUGACGAUUCUGCCAGCAGUGUGGGGAAUAAAUCAGAAGAAAGUGAAUAUGAAGAGAACAAACCAUUGCAAAGUGUGCGGACGGGGAGGAUUAAAUCGAUACGAUUGGCACAGAAACGUAGAGGUCGUCCGCGAAAGAAUGACGCGAAGCAAGGAACAGCCCAGCCCAAGAAAAAUUCCACGACGCGAAGGUGCCAGCCGACGGAGGAAACCAACAAGCGCUUACAGGAAUUCUACGACAUGAAGUGUGAGCUUUGUGAGGAGAAGCUGGAAUCCUUCACGGCACUAAAGAAUCACUACUUCAAACAGCACGGUGUGCAAGGUUACAUCAAAUGCUGCGGGCGUACAUUUCACAGUCGCUACCGGUUGCUGGAACACGUGUCCUACCACGUUGGCGCGAGCAUGGUUCGGUGUGACAUUUGUAACAAAAGUUUCAGUAGUCGUAGCUACCUGUUGGUGCAUAAGAGUCGGAAACAUGGUCAAGCGGAAGAUCGACCCUACAAGUGUACCCAAUGCCACCAAUCGUACGCGAUGGAAUGUCACCUGAAGGCGCACAUUGUGUCACACGUGCGUGUGAACUGUACGAUCUGUGGAAAGGAACUGGCCAGCGCCCUUUCUCUCCGCACGCACAUGAUAAACAUGCACGCGAAGCGGGAAAAUCACAUUUGCGAUAGCUGCGGAAGAGAGUUCAGAAGCCGGCAAGCAUUUGAGCGCCACGUAAAACUACACAAGGGGUUGGAAGUAUCGGAGCAGGUUCAGUGUGAGAUGUGCUUGAAGUGGCUUAACAGCAAACGAGCAUUGAAGAUGCACGUUAAGCUAAUACACAUGGAAGCGGGCCAGACGUUCCAGUGCGAUAUAUGCGCGCAACGGUGUCCCAACAGUAGGGCUCUUGCGAGCCAUAAGCAGCGUGUACACGUGGAAGAGCGCUUUAAGUGUGAAGAGUGUGGCAAACUAUUCAAACGGCAACUUUAUCUGAAGGAGCACGUGGCAGCAUUACACACCCGUAAGCCGCUCUACUCAUGCGAGGUGUGUGGCGCCACGUUCAAUUCGAACGCUAACAAGUAUUCGCAUCGGAAGAAUAAGCAUCCGGUCGAAUGGGAAGCACGCCGGAAGCAACAGUUGCAGCAGCAACAAGAACAAUUGCAGCAGCAUCUGCAAGGUCUGGAAGAUCAGGAACAAAAGGUUAUCGUAGAAAUGGUUUAAUGUAGGGGAUUUAUCUCUAUUUAACAUUUGGCUUCUUUCGGGUGGUGACCGGGCCGGUUCCGUGCUGCAAAGACGGGACCAGUAUGAAAACCCGGAUGUAGGACUAACUAUCCAGUUAUGGAAAAAUAAAGUCAAAGAAAACCAGAAACGGUA
Molecule: messenger RNA, 1920 nt
Organism: Anopheles funestus (African malaria mosquito)
Lineage: Eukaryota; Metazoa; Arthropoda; Insecta; Diptera; Culicidae
Product: transcription factor grauzone-like
Exons: 2
Coding region: 115-1767 (550 amino acids)
Cellular component (GO): nucleus
Molecular function (GO): zinc ion binding; DNA-binding transcription factor activity
Source: RefSeq, a predicted model, not a curated record